UUCCAGAAGGGCGCAGCCUGCGAGCGCGCUAUAAAUACGUGGACUCAGUUUUCAGGAGUUCAGUCUAGCGGUGCUUCUGAAAGCGCACUAUAUCCUCUUAGUAAUAAUCAGACACAAGCACACACCACAACAUGUCUCUGGAACGCCAAGUCCGCGCCAAGCUUGCUGCCAAGCGCAACCCUGAACAAGAGCAGGAGUGCCAGCAAUGGAUCGAGACAGUCCUUGGUGCCAAAUUCCCUCCUGGUGAAGCUUUUGAGGAUGUCCUUAAGGACGGAACUGUCCUCUGCCAGCUUAUCAACAAGCUGAAGCCAGGUGCAGUUCCCAAAAUUAAUACUUCUGGUGGACAGUUCAAGAUGAUGGAAAAUAUCACCAACUUCCAAGCGGCCAUUAAAGCGUACGGCGUCCCUGACAUCGAUGUGUUCCAGACUGUCGACCUCUGGGAGAAGAAAGACAUCGCGCAAGUCGUCAGCACACUCUUUGCUUUGGGCCGUGAGACAUACAGACACGCCGAAUGGAGUGGACCAUACCUCGGCCCCAAACCCGCUGACGAGUGCAAACGUGACUUCUCCGAGGAAGUGCUGAAGGCCGGCCAGACAGUUAUCGGAUUACAGGCUGGUUCCAACAAGGGUGCCACCCAGGCUGGUCAGAACUUAGGUGCUGGCCGCAAGAUCCUCUUGGGCAAGUGAACCACUCGCCACAUCAUGCACCAAGUGAUAUUAUUUUAUAAGAAUUUUGUACAAAACCAAGUGUGGACGCUGUUGUGAGACUAUAAACCUCAUUUGAAAGCUUUCAAACGAUGAUAUAUUAGUCUCGUUUGACGUGUAAAUCCUUACAAGUCUAUAAACUUAAUUUUGUAGUUAGGUAUAUAAGUCAAGACUUGUUGUUCCAUGUAGCGCCUUAUGAUUUUGUACGUACCUAAGUAUUUAGGAUAAGUGAACAUAUUUAUUUAGAUAUUUAUUUCCAUUUUAUUACCUUUUUAUAAUAAAAAGUAUGAUAUUUUAAAA
Molecule: messenger RNA, 1004 nt
Organism: Galleria mellonella (greater wax moth)
Lineage: Eukaryota; Metazoa; Arthropoda; Insecta; Lepidoptera; Pyralidae
Gene: Mp20
Product: muscle-specific protein 20
Exons: 4
Coding region: 132-686 (184 amino acids)
Molecular function (GO): protein binding
Source: RefSeq, a predicted model, not a curated record